Messenger RNA from Desarmillaria tabescens, 1110 nucleotides. RefSeq lists its product as uncharacterized. Lineage: Eukaryota; Fungi; Basidiomycota; Agaricomycetes; Agaricales; Physalacriaceae. Bases 458 to 718 code for a protein of 86 amino acids. The transcript has 5 exons. The record is from RefSeq and is a predicted model, not a curated record.
CCGACACGUCCAUCAUGCGACAAUCCAAAUCGCCUUGAACAGAUUAUUGGCCAGUCCUCACGAAGUUUGUCUUUUCAGCAAAAAACUUUACCAGAUCAGAAUUAGUUCUACGAGACGCUCGUCCUUCUGCAGGGACACAAAGCAUCAGUGAGCUAUUUUCUGAUUGAUACGCCACAUUCUUUCGUCUCUUGUAUUCAAGGCACCAUUAAAGAUAUGUUCAUAAUAUGCCAAAUGCACAGGGAAGAAUGACCCAAUGUUGUUUCCUCUAUUGUCUCUGUGGUCUAAGACUAGUAUCGGCACGCCUUCCCCUACCGCGAGUAUCUACUGGUUUCGCCAGCGUACCAAAGUUGUUUUGGAGCUAAGUGGGUCUAUUUAUGGGAGUUCCAGGUGCAAGUACUUCCGUUAGUAUAUCUGACCAAGGCUGCCGGCAUCCGACUGAGGAUCGGCUAUGGAAUGAAUGACACGCUAUUUCAGACAAUACAUAGCGAUGUUUAUUUUGGAGCGGUUUGUAGCAAGAUGUAAACUCCCGCGAUUUAUUCUUUCGUCGAAUAUUGGCUGCCUGAGUUUCUGCUGCACGAAUAUAGCCGCAGGUCGCGGUGUCUUUCACCUUUGCAAGAAGGGUAUCGGCUUCAAUCGUGACAGCGCUCACGGUACCAGCUUCUGGAUGAUAUCUCUGUUGUAUUUUCUCGCUAUAUUUCAAGGCCAAGGAAUGGACUAGCGCGAAGGUGCAUACCACUCGAAAUAAGGAUAUCUUGAUUCUAAGUGGCACAGAGGGUCGCCUAAAGCUUGAUGUAUCCUCCACCAGAACGUCGAACCCUCGCAGAUGGCAUCUUUCUGUUCUCUCAAGCUUAUUCCCAUCUCCUUAGUACCAAAACUGUGAUUCCUCUUUAUCAUUUAGAAACUCGAUCGUGAGUACCUUUUGAUGCGUAUGAGCGCACAGCAGCGAAUCGAUGAGCUCUUGGCCUAUUUGUGCUCCAGGCGGCCUCAUGUAGGAUGGAUUCCUUUGCCUUCGAAUCCCUGCUGAUACAGACUUUUUCGCAACCGGCUUGCUAGGUCACGAAAGGCCUUUCUACGGCAAACGGGAUUGCUGCGAGGGUGACUUGCUUUAUG